AGCGUCGCUUGUGUCUUCACUACUACACGACAACACAAAAUACAGCAGCACUACACAAGCCUCCGCGGAGCGGAACAGACUCUCACCCACAGGCUACAUAUCCACGGACGAGCAUAUCCAUUUUCAGGAACGUUUUUGAUUUAAACGAUGUAGUUCGUGACAGAGGAAUCCGUCAAGACUGUACCAUUAUCGUCGUUAGCGUAGCUUUCUAUCACGCGAAGGGGAUUCCAGCAGUGGCUAACGGCUAUCAGCUCUAACAACAGAGGUUCAGCCGAGAUGAGCAAAUAAAAGUAAUGCUCCUCCACAGCGUAUGACCGAAGGCGUUAUCGAGCGGUAACAGGACUGCUGUGAAUCGACGUCAAGAUGAUGAAGAAAAAGAAGUUUAAGUUCAGAGUUGAUUUUGAGCUGGACGAGUUGUCGUCGGUUCCGUUCGUCAACGGAGUUCUGUUCUGUAAAGUCCGCCUGCUUGACGGCGGGUUCUCGGAGGAGUCGUCGCGCGAGACGGUCCAGGCAAACUGUGUACGCUGGAGAAAAAGAUUCUCCUUUCCCUGUAAAAUGAGCGCUAAUGCUGGAACCGGAGUCCUCGACCCCUGUGUGUGUCGAGUUUCAGUCAGAAAGGAACUGAAAGGUGGAAAGACGUAUGCAAAGCUGGGUUUUGCUGAUCUCAACCUGGCAGAGUUUGCAGGAUCAGGUAGCACCACACGCAGGUGUCUGCUGGAGGGUUACGACACCAAGAACACUAGACAGGACAACUCCAUCCUUAAGGUGAUUAUCAGCACACAGCUGAUGUCUGGGGACCCCUGUUUCAAAACGCCUCCAUCCACCGCAACGGUAAUAGGCAUUCAGGGUGAUGCAGAGAGCUUGCUGGAAGACAGGAAAGGAGGAGACACACAGAAACCUUUUCUGAGUCUCUCAGAGACAUCAGGGAAGUGUGGUUCUCUGCCUGAUGAGCUCGGGCUUUGCGGACACUCUCGAACGUCCAGUUACGCUAGUCAGCAGUCCAAAGUAUCAGGCUAUAGUACAAGUCACUCACGUUCCUCCAGUCUGUCGGAGUUCUCCCACAGGAGGAACACUUCGAUUGGGAGCGCUUCCACCGGCAUUGCCAGCAUCCCUGAGCCCAGUGAGGAGAGUGACCAAACUGCAGCGCCCCCUACAGCCCCGGGGGUCUGCGCGGCUGUGCCUGAAAACCCAUCAACCCCCGACAGAGCUGCCAGCAGGUAUCCAGUGAAACAAGACUCUAUGGAGUCUCAACUGAAAAGGGUGGAUGCCACACGAGUAGAUGCCGAUGAUGUGGUGGAGAAGAUUCUUCAAAGCCAGGAUUUCACCCACAGUUUGCUAGAUUCCAGUGCUGAAGAGGAAGGUCUGCGUUUGUUUGUGGGUCCUGGUGGGAGCACAGCACUCGGUAGCCAUCACCUUCCUGCCAGGGUUGGAGCUGGUGCCUACGAACAGGUGGUGAUCAAACGCUAGAGUUGGGAGAUGCCAGAAGGAGAAGUGUCAAAAACCAAAGUCUGUUUCGUGGGAGGAGAAAGGGACGAAGAGCUUUUAGACAUGUUGGUCUCCUCUCACUUUAGGAGUGUUUGUCACGAACCAGUUUCAUCGUUUCGAUGAAACGGUGUCCUCUGCUGGUCACAUAAAGAAGUGACAGCUGCUCUGUAUGAGGCUGCCAUUAUAGGUGUCUGUGUUUCACUGUGAGGUAAAGUUUGUCUCCUAUUACGUCUGCAUUGAAAAUCAAAGAGCUUUUCUCUACUUUCCUUGCUGAUUUUUAAGAAUAUAUAUAUAUAUAUAUAUAUAUAUAUAUAUAUAUAUAUAUAUAUAUAUAUAUAUAUAUAUAUAUAUAUAUAUAUAUAUAUGUUGUUUUGUUUAGUAAGAUCUCUUUAUUUUUACCUAUGUUUACAUGUUUAUGAGCCCUUUUAGGGGUCUGUCAGUGACAUAUUGAUGGAUUGUAUACAUCUUUUACAAUACGUAUAAGGUGUAUACUGUCUCUGCAGAUGAAGGUGACCUCUUUACAAUUUUUUUGUUGUCAUCUCAUUACUGUCAGAUUGGAAAUCAAACUGUCCUCACCCACCCGCGGCAUCUCGCUUGGUGCGUGUGAGAAGUCGUGAUGCAUUUUGACAGAUGGAGCCGACUUGAAAAAUUCAUUCGAAUAGCACUUUGAAUUGAAGGACUUUACACGGGCUUUCUGUGCAUCUCCAUCAUUGUAGGAAGUUUUAAGGUUGAGCUGUUGAUCGAGGUCAUCCAUACACAGAAAUGUUUAUUUCUUCUUUAUGCGUCGCCAAAAGCAACUUUCGGUUGGAGAACUUAAAUGUAGAUGAAGCUCACACAGCUGAAUGGGACUCCUUCGCAGUUCAACGCAUGGACGCAUUAGCUACCUAAAAUCCGAGCAGCUGAAUAUCUAAUUAGAUGAGUACAUAUCUGGCAUCAUUAAUGACAUCACGUAAAUGUAUUGGCUUUCAUGCGAGGACAAAACGAGCCAAGAUGUUCUCAAGCUACAAUUAGUAACUUGGCAGCACAGAAUGAAGCAUUUAACUGUUUCAGCAGUGCUUCAAACGUUUAGCACAAGGCUCUCGAGCAGCGUGUAGCUCUUCAUAUCCUCUCCAUAACACUACGAAAACUUUUUACCCACGUUUUUGUAGUUACUCGGUGUAUCACUAAAAUGAAGGUAUUUUAACGAUUACUUUAAUGGUAUCUCUGUCAGCUCUAAAGCAUAUCAGAAUCGUACAUUAGUGCUUUUCAAGUUUUAUGUGACCGUAUGCCCAUAUCUACUCGGAAGCCAUUCACUGUUUUAUUAAUAUCAACUCACUUGCCUCUGCGAUUUAAGAGUGUGUGAGGAUUCGCAGCUGAACAAGUGUGUAUACAAACUAUUUGUAGCACUCGAUCGUCUCAUAACUGUCUAGAGUUUUAGUGUAGAAAUGCAUGGGUGUCACACCUACUCAAUGUGUCCGAAGCAUUUUGUGUAGUCUUUGCUAUUUCCAUCGGAUCGAUCCAGGUCUGUCGAUAUCCAAACACUAAAAAAAAAAAAAAAAACAUUGACGGGAAGCUUGGAUUCAUCUCGGCCACACGUCUCAGGUUUAUUAUUUUAUCUUGCGCAUUUACUGCACAAAUAUCAAAGCACCACACUGCAAAUGCACAGAGCCCUUAAAGACCCACGUUGAUAUGUAUAAAUAUGAGAUUGGAGCACAAAUUAUGUAUCAGUGCUUUUGCGUUCUCUAGCAAAUGUUUUGGAUCGCUUACAGAAACGUAAACAGAGCGCUAAAGAUGAUUUUUGCAUGCAAACAAGUUUCUUGCAGAAACGCAAAACAUUUUGCAAUAAAAUGCUGAAUGUCUUGAGAAUUACAGUGUUUUUGAAAAAUAUUUUGACUUUUGUGAGAAAAUACAAAACCAUUGAUACACUUUUUUCCCCCCAUCUCAUAUUCUUCAUCAUGUCCCUUUAAGAGCUCUGUAGUGAAUGUUUUCAAAUACCAGUAUAUUUAGAGAUUAUCUGCGAUAUUUCAGCUUCAUUACUUUUCAUCAGACACUCAGCAAUGAGCGAGUUAUUUUAAACUUGAUUUUUUUUUUUUAAUUGAUCUACUGCCAAAAUGAAAGUCUAUUUUUAUGUAUUUGAGCUUUAGUGAUACUGAAAUUGUGUGAAGACUCACUUCCCCCCUCCCCCUCCUUCCAUGUUUCCUUAACUACUCUUACAUAUCCUGUAAGUAGGUCCUGGUACUUUACAUGUUGUAAAAACAUGGUGGCUUUUAUCUCUUCUGUGAAGUUUUUGGUCCUUGUAAUUGUACUGUGUCUGACGUUUAAAAGUGACAUUGCUUUUUUUGACUGUCUUGCAAUGUUGUGUUCUAACUUUUGACCAACGGUGGCUUCCAUGCCACGUGUUCUGUUACGAUGCUGGUAAAGUAUGAACCAUGCACUGUUAAAUAAAACCGCAUUUCAAAGG
This is a messenger RNA of Puntigrus tetrazona (Sumatra barb), 3925 nucleotides long. It is a transcript of the gene eeig2b, whose product is annotated as family with sequence similarity 102 member Bb. The record is from RefSeq and is a predicted model, not a curated record. NCBI's taxonomy places the organism in Eukaryota, Metazoa, Chordata, Actinopteri, Cypriniformes, Cyprinidae. Bases 364 to 1467 code for a protein of 367 amino acids. The transcript has 11 exons.